AUGAAGGCUAUCAAAUUAACAGGUCAUGAACGUCCAUUAACUCAGGUGAAGUACAACAAAGAAGGUGAUUUACUGUUUUCAUGUUCGAAAGAUAGCUCAGCCAGUGUUUGGUAUUCGUUGAACGGUGAGAGAUUAGGUACCUUGGAUGGCCAUACUGGUACCAUUUGGUCUAUCGAUGUAGACUGUUUUACCAAGUACUGUGUUACAGGGAGUGCUGAUUAUAGUAUAAAAUUAUGGGAUGUAUCAAACGGGCAAUGUAUUGCCACAUGGAAGUCGCCCGUUCCCGUUAAGAGAGUCGAAUUUUCUCCAUGCGGUAACUACUUUCUAGCUAUCUUAGACAACGUCAUGAAAAAUCCAGGUUCUAUUAACAUAUACGAAAUUGAAAGGGAUUCCGCCACUCAUGAGUUAACGAAGGUCUCCGAAGAACCAAUUCAUAAGAUUAUCACUCAUGAAGGUUUAGACGCUGCCACCGUGGCCGGAUGGUCAACUAAGGGCAAAUACAUCAUUGCAGGUCAUAAAGACGGUAAGAUCAGUAAAUACGAUGUGUCUAACAACUACGAAUACGUGGAUUCCAUCGAUUUGCACGAAAAGUCCAUCAGUGACAUGCAAUUUUCUCCUGAUUUAACAUACUUUAUCACAUCAUCCAGAGAUACCAACUCAUUCUUGGUUGACGUGUCAACUCUACAAGUUCUUAAGAAAUACGAAACGGACUGUCCUCUAAACACCGCCGUCAUCACUCCAUUGAAGGAAUUCAUUAUUCUUGGUGGUGGUCAAGAGGCCAAGGAUGUCACCACUACCAGUGCCAACGAAGGUAAGUUCGAAGCCAGAUUCUAUCACAAGAUCUUUGAAGAAGAAAUCGGCAGAGUACAAGGUCAUUUCGGUCCCUUGAACACCGUUGCCAUUAGCCCACAGGGUACAAGUUAUGCUUCCGGUGGUGAGGAUGGGUUCAUACGUCUACACCAUUUCGAAAAAUCUUACUUUGAUUUCAAAUACGACGUGGAGAAGGCCGCUGAAGCCAAAGAGCACAUGCAAGAAGCUAAUUAA
This is a messenger RNA of Saccharomyces paradoxus, 1044 nucleotides long. It is a transcript of the gene TIF34, whose product is annotated as translation initiation factor eIF3 subunit i. Bases 1 to 1044 code for a protein of 347 amino acids. Gene Ontology annotation, molecular function: protein binding; RNA binding; translation initiation factor activity. Gene Ontology annotation, cellular component: cytoplasm; eukaryotic translation initiation factor 3 complex, eIF3m. Lineage: Eukaryota; Fungi; Ascomycota; Saccharomycetes; Saccharomycetales; Saccharomycetaceae. The record is from RefSeq and is a predicted model, not a curated record. Gene Ontology annotation, biological process: cytoplasmic translational initiation. The transcript has a single exon.